UAUUUUAACUAGUGUUGUUUUGUGCUGAUAAGUGUACUGUAACAGGGCGAGGCUUUAUUAGAAAAAAUGUCUAAAAAGAAGGGGUCAUCACUUGCUUGGAAAAUCACAAAGGUUUUCUUAUUAGUAUUUUUGAUGGCAGGAUUGGUUGUGGCUUAUGAUAUUUCAACAUAUAAGUCCUUUGAAACUAGUAUACAUGGUCAAGUUUUAACGAAAACAGGUCUGUUACCAAUAGCAGAAAAAGCUGGUGAUCGAUUUUUAGUUUACUCAGCAAGAGGCUACAAAUGGGCUGAACGUAAUCUUCCUGAAUAUUAUAAUCAGACAGCUGUUAUUGCUCAACCUUAUUUAAAACUAGCAAGUGAUGCACUUAUUAGUGGGCGUAAUGUUGUGGUUGAUCUCUAUGGAAAUGUUAAUGAUUACGUACGAGAGAAAACUCCCGUUGUAGUAAAUGCUAUAAACGAGUAUGCACCUGGUCUUCUGGACACAAUUCAGAAACACUCCGUUAAUACAUGGUCAACAGUUAGUGGUUUCUGUGUGCAAUACAUUGAUGUAGGCCGUGAUUAUUUGAAGACUAAAGUAUUUGUUGGACAAUUAUCUCCUGAAAACUUGCACAAAGUUACAUUGGAAGCAUUUAAUACAACACAACAAUACGCAUCACAGUAUUAUAGCUGGCUAUAUGAAAAAGUUGAUGCAUACUCAAAACUGAAAUAA
Molecule: messenger RNA, 708 nt
Organism: Ctenocephalides felis (cat flea)
Lineage: Eukaryota; Metazoa; Arthropoda; Insecta; Siphonaptera; Pulicidae
Product: transmembrane protein 214-A-like
Exons: 5
Coding region: 67-708 (213 amino acids)
Source: RefSeq, a predicted model, not a curated record